AUGGAGAAGAAGGGAGAUGACUUGAGUUUUAAUGCAGCUGUAAACAAGGCAGCUAGUUCAAUCCAACGUUUUCCUCUGACUGAGGUGCAAGGUGUCCCACUCAGGAAAUGGAUUGCUCAAAACUGGAGCUCCAUUUGGGCCUUCUGCCCACAUCCAUCUGAUUUGCUCAUCUCCACCUACCCCAAAUCAGGUACCACAUGGGUCCAGGAAAUAGUGGAUCUGCUGCGGAAUAAUGGAGAUGAUGAGAUUUGUAAGAGAGCUCCAACGACUGAACGCAGCCCAUUUCUGGAGGUCCAUUAUCCACCUCCAAUUCCGUCAGGACUGGACCUACUAAAAAAAGUGAAACCUCCUAGAGUCAUCAAGACCCACUUACCCAUACAGCUGGUACCUAAAGGAUUCUGGGAAAAUAAAUGCAAGGUUAUUUAUGUAGCCCGAAAUGCUAAAGACAACGUGAUCAGCUACUACCACUUUGACCGAAUGAAUCUAAUUCAUCCAGACCCAGGUUCAUGGGAAGAAUAUCUCCAGAAGUUCAUGGAAGGAAAAUUGGCUUGGGGAUCUUGGUACGAUCAUGUUAAAGGUUACUGGAAAGAAAAAGAGAAGAGGAACAUCCUUUACAUGUUCUUUGAGGACAUGAAAGAGAAUCCUCGUCGAGAAAUAUUGAGGAUCAUGCGGUACCUGGACCUUUCACUGUCCGAUGACAUCAUUGACAAGAUUGUGGAGUUGACAUCCUUUAAAGCCAUGAAAAAUAACCCAAUGGCCAACUACUCAACCAUCCCAAAGAUCAUAUUUGAUCAAUCUAUCUCUGCUUUCAUGAGAAAAGGGGAGGUUGGAGACUGGACUAAUUACUUCACACUGGCUCAGUCCCAGAUGUUUGAUGAGGACUACGCCAGACAAAUGGCCGAUGUAAACAUUCCCUUUCGCACAAGCAUAUAAAAAGUGCCACCGAGAAGAAUCGGAACCUAAACUGAGAUCAACACUUCACUAAACACAGAUAUGCAAGGAUAAGUCAGACUAUUCUCAGCAAGUUUAGUGUUACCUGAAAAAUUUUGUAACAAAAAACAAAAAAUAAGUUAUCUGUGAAUUUGUACAUACUUACAGCAUGGAGAUUUACCAAGCUUUAAUAAUGUGUCAAAUAAAAAACACUGAAUUUA
Hemibagrus wyckioides is the source of this 1151-nucleotide messenger RNA. RefSeq names its product sulfotransferase 1C1-like. The transcript has 7 exons. Gene Ontology annotation, molecular function: sulfotransferase activity. Gene Ontology annotation, biological process: sulfation. NCBI's taxonomy places the organism in Eukaryota, Metazoa, Chordata, Actinopteri, Siluriformes, Bagridae. Bases 1 to 933 code for a protein of 310 amino acids. Gene Ontology annotation, cellular component: cytoplasm. The record is from RefSeq and is a predicted model, not a curated record.